AAUAAUGAUCUUACUCGAGAUCAAUAAUAGAAUUAUAGAAGAUACUUUAACAGUUAAAUAUAAAAAUGCACUGGCGCGCUUAAAGCCAGAGUCAAUAGAUGUGAAAGUUGCAGAUUUUGAUGGAGUACUCUUUCAUAUAUCUAAUGUGAAUGGAGAUAAAACCAAAGUUAGGGUUAGUAUAUCAUUGAAGUUCUACAAGCAGUUAGAAGAACAUGGAGCAGAUGAGCUUCUCAAAAGAGUAUAUGGACCACUCCUCACUGAGGCAGAGUCAGGUUACAACAUCUCCUUGUUACUCGACUUGGAGAACAUUCCCGACGAUUGGGAGGAUGUCGUAAAGAAGGUCGGUCUCUUGAAGAGGAACUGCUUCGCGUCAGUUUUCGAACGUUAUUUCCGGCUGCAGGAAGAUGGCGAUGUCAGCCAUAAACGCGCCGUUAUCAACUACCGACAGGACGAGACGUUAUACGUGGAAGCGCAAGAAGACCGCGUGACGGUGGUAUUCUCUACGGUGUUCCGACACGAGGAUGACAUGGUUAUCGGCAAGGUGUUCAUGCAGGAGCUCAAGGAGGGCCGGAGAGCAUCGCACACCGCGCCACAAGUAUUGUUUUCACAUAAGGAACCGCCCCUAGAACUAAUGGAUACGGACGCAAGAGUAGGCGAUAAUAUCAGUUAUGUUACGUUUGUAUUAUUCCCGCGGCACACGUGUUCGGCGGCCCGCGACAACACCAUCGACCUGCUGCACAUGUUCCGCGACUACCUGCACUACCACAUCAAGUGCUCCAAGGUGUACGUGCACUCACGCAUGCGCGCUAAGGCCGGCGACCUGCUCAAAGUGCUCAACCGCGCGCGCCCCCAGAACACCUCGCGCCCCACCGAGCGCAAAACUAUCACGGGAAGAACAUUUGUGAGGCGAGACUGAGUGUUGCGCGCCGGCGGGACGUAGGCGCCGACCACAGCUCAGCUGUCACUAGUUACGUUCUCCAGCUAACGCCGCCACUCCGGUAACAUCUCCCUGCAGGACACUACCACACGGGAGAACUAUCCACUUCAAACAAAUCGCCCAUAUUCAUCCGCGAAUCAAACAUUGUAAGUCACGUCUUUAUCAACCAGAGAUAUUAUUCGAGUGGACGCGUUACCCACGAAGAAACUCCGACAAUGUGCGUAUUUCAUAUUAUCCAAGUUAAAAUGGAAUGACAUAUAAGAUAGUUAUUUAUUAAACACAUUGUUUGUUUCAUUCAAACGUCACAAAGUACUUAUUCUUAAAAUUAUCUUGAUGCCAUUUCUAAAACAAAAUUGCCAAAUAAACACAGUUGUGCUCAAUGUCUUGUGUACUGCCCAUCGACGUUUUAUUAACAAAAGAAAUGUGCACAUUGUAUUUAUCAUAAAUAUUUAUUGUCAACUCUUCAAGCAUAGCGUUAAAGUCAAUAAAUAAUGUUGCCGUAGUUCUUGUUGAUAACAAAAUUAUGCUUUAUUAUUACGAGAGUUCUAUUUAUAGCGGUGGCACUGCGACAUCCAAUACUUGGGUUCCUAAAAUGUUAGCAUACACCCUCAUUACAUUGUUACGCGUUAGAUAAACGUAGUGUCCAUCGAGAGCAAUCUUGUCUUGUAGCUUACGUAAUUUUGUUGUAAGUUAUGACAUUACCAAUCCUCAUGUAGGGUAAAGUGUAUUAUAAAAUCUAGCCUAUACUUACCGUUUCGGUUGACAAACUUGUAAAAAUGUAUAUCACUGAAAUAUCGAGACAGGUAUCAUGCACAAAACUCGUACGAAUUAUAUUCAAUUAAUAAUUUUUACGCCACUCCUAUGUUUAGUUUAAUAAUGCUACGCAAUAUAUACGAA
Messenger RNA from Spodoptera exigua (beet armyworm), 1834 nucleotides. The record is from the annotation of a GenBank genome assembly. NCBI's taxonomy places the organism in Eukaryota, Metazoa, Arthropoda, Insecta, Lepidoptera, Noctuidae.